This is a messenger RNA of Mesorhabditis belari, 2634 nucleotides long. NCBI's taxonomy places the organism in Eukaryota, Metazoa, Nematoda, Chromadorea, Rhabditida, Rhabditidae. The record is from the annotation of a GenBank genome assembly.
AUGGAGACCUUUAAAGAAAGUUUCGGCCGACUUGCAUCAACGCUUCCAAUUUCCAUCGCUUGGGCAAGAGACGUGGCCUUCCAGUUGGGAGGAUGGAAUAAACCCGGAUGCGCAGACGAAAUAGAAGGACCUGGGGGAAUGGCAUCGGAAACCAGCAAUACAUUGGCCAAGGACCUGGAAGAAGAUUCGACCAAAAGUAUUUUGGUCGAGGAAAAGAGCAUCACAAAGACUGAGGAGCGAUUUGGGAUGGAGACCUUUAAAGAAAGUUUCGGCCGACUUGCAUCAACGCUUCCAAUUUCCAUCGCUUGGGCAAGAGACGUGGCCUUCCAGUUGGGAGGAUGGAAUAAACCCGGAUGCGCAGACGAAAUAGAAGGACCCGGGGGAAUGGCAUCGGAAACCAGCAAUACAUUGGCCAAGGACCUGGAAGAAGAUUCAACCAAAAGUAUUUUGGUCGAGGAAAAGAGCAUCACAAAGGAUGAGGGUAAAAAUAUAAACACCUGUGGGCCAAGGCGGAAACUUGGAGUCAACCGAGGCGGCUUAAGUAAGACGCAAAUAGCGGAAAAAGGACGCGUACCUUCCUUAAAAGAGGUGGAGCUCUUGAAAGACCUAAAUGAAAUUGGAUCCGAUUCAUUGCUUCUUGAAUUAAGAAAGCAAUCCGGUCAACAACUUGGGAUGAAAAUUGGUAAAAGAAGCCGGGGAGUGCUUGUAACGGGACUACAGCCAGGAAGCGCGGCUGCGGAAAAGCUAGAAGUACACGAUAGAAUCAUGGCCGUCAACGCGAUUGAAGUCUCUGAUCAGCUUAGUGCCGAAGAGCUGAUGUCAGAGACUGGUCGCGUGAAUGAAACAAAUGACGAGUGCCCGAUUUGUCUGAGUGAGAUCGCUGAUCCCUCAAUUCCUGGAGGCUGUCGGAACAAUCCGGGGCACAAGUUUUGCUUUCUCUGUCUGCGAAGAUGGUACAAGAAUAAUCCGAACUGCCCUCUUUGUGGGACUCCGUCAACUUUGAUUCGCCACCGACUCUCGCAGAACAGCGGAAAUGGCAUAAUUGAACCCCUUACCGAGCUGAAAAAGGAAUUUCUCAAAGAAAAGAUCAAAGAGGAAUCCGAGAAAGUGCCUCUGGAUGUGGAGAAACAAAUGCUUCACAAACACUACCGUUAUCUAAACACAAGGCUCAACACAGAUGAUCAAGCUAUGGAAAAAGAAAUAAAAAUAUCUCGGCAAGAUGAAAAAAUAUUCAAGGAGAGGGAGCAAAAUAGGCAAAGGUUAGUACAAGCCAUCAACAUGGCGAAAAGCCUCGAGGAAGCGUGCGUGAAUGGGUCUAUUACUAGGCUGGAACUCAAUAAACAUCCAUUAUUCCGUGGCAUGGUCUAUGCUCAUCAUUUGAAACGCCAGAACUUAUUUGAAAACGAGCAAAGACGGAGCUUUACUCCACAAAUGGCUCGAGACGAGCUCGUCGUUGACCCUGACCGACUACGAAAUUGGCUACGCAAAGAGAUACCAAUUUUUCUGGAUCGGCCAGUUGACCAAAUUGACAAUUUUGAGGGAAUAAUUGAGUGCAUUCUGCAAGCCACACAACAAGGAUACAUUCACGCUCCCGAAUUUGAAAAAGCUUGUCGCCUAAAUUUUCGUGAAUCGCGCGAGUCUUUGGAUACUUUUUGCAACGAGUUCUUUGAUUUCGCCUCUUCGCAAUACUCGAUGAACACGUUUUUCCAGAAUAGUCGCUAUAGAAGCCGUGAAUCUUCUCAAAAUUCAGAUCGAGGUCAGCAAGAAGUUAUUGAAGUUGAUGAUUACAUCCCGAUUGAUAACAAUGUACAGAUUGUGAACGCGGGACAACCAAAUCAAACAACCGAGUACUCGAACUAUUUUAUUAGACAACAACAAGGUCUCCGAGCUCGAAUGCACCAUCCUCUUUUACAAGCACCAGCCUAUGAUUGCUUUGGAAUCUUGCUUAAUAAACCUCGAGAAGCUUCUCGAAAUUUGGUGGACGUUUUACAGAAUAUGCUUGCCAAUAAUUCAUCGGUGUUGCCGAUCAACUUGUCCACGGGAAAGAAGCAUUUAUCGAUUGCCGAAGGGGAAAACUACGACCACAUGAAGCUUCCCGCGCCAGGCGCCGACGCUGAUAUUCUGCGACGAUGCAAAGAACGGCGGAAACGCCGAAGGAAUAGAAACUACUCGGAGGCACCUAGUGACGAAGAUACUGUUAACAAAAGAGCUCCGGAAAGCCCACCACAAGAAUCUCUGGUUUGGGGCGAUUCGAUUUCACAAACCACCAAUGGUUCUCAUCAUACAAGAACCCAUGAAAAGACGACAGGAAGAAGACAAGUUGAAUAUGAUUGUCCGCGUGAGCCGCCUCCCAUGGAGAAUCGUUGGCCGACUCAACGUGAAGGGCAGAUCCCGGCAUCGGAGCAGGUGAAACAGGGAGUGUUGAAGAAAGUUUCUAAAACAGUGUAUUGGAUGCUCCAAAAUCUACAGGGCCUGAAGAGCGAAUUAUGGAAAAGUCGACAACGCAUCGCCGAAGUCGAGCAGCUUAACUCGACACCAAAAAACCUCAAAACAUUAGCAACAAGGCGAAACCCGAAGAAAGCAGCCACUUCGAAGAAUGAUGUCAGCUGUCAUUGGAUCAUUCCCGGUGGCUCC